Molecule: messenger RNA, 825 nt
Organism: Drosophila serrata
Lineage: Eukaryota; Metazoa; Arthropoda; Insecta; Diptera; Drosophilidae
Source: RefSeq, a predicted model, not a curated record
AUGGCAAUUAAGUUGGCAACUCUUUUGGCCAUUGGCCUGGCUUUGUUGGCCCUCAGCGAAGCCCGUCAUGUUCCUGGACAUCGGCGUCAGCACUAUAGCCAGCGAGCUUUGAUAGCCAAACCCCAUGCCGGACCUCAGGGACGUGUCUUUCCUGGAGCUGUGGCCAUCAAGAAGUUGGUUUUGUUGAAAUUCAAGAAAAUUGUACCCAUCUCCCUGAUCCUGUUGAAGUCCAGCAACGAGAAUGAGGCUGAAUUGGUGCCUGUUUAUCCCACCGAUCAGAUUCCUGAGAAUGUUCAGUUCAUUCCCACACCGAAUGGCAUCUCCGGUCACAAGGAUGUCCAGGCUAUUGCCAUUCCCAGUGAGUUGCAUGAUCAACUGCAGAUUAAUGGUUUGUCCAACUUGGAGAACAUUGAGGCUUUGCUGCAGAGCAGCUCCAUUGCCUCGGCCGAUCAUGAGGGAGAUGCUCCGCCAGUUGGAAAUAGCAUUGCUGUAGCCCAGCCCGAGGAUUUGGUGUUGGAUCAGCCGGAGAAUGAUGAGGAUCAGCUGUUGGAGGGUGUGUCCUCUGUGACUCCAGUGGCUGCUCCAGUUGCCGCUCCUGCCCUGCGUCGCCUGUCCGCCGAUGAGUUGCUCCGCUCCGGAGUGCGAAACUCUGCCCAGCAGCAACAGACCAGUGUGGAGGAGAUCCCUCUGCUCCUGUACUCCGCCAACGAUGGCUCCGUUUCGGUCUCCGGCUCGGGAUCGGGUGUCUCCAGUGUGGGACGUCGCUUUGUGGCCGCCACUCCUGCCCUGCGUCGCCGUCAGCACCAGCAGCAGUACUUCAACUGA